CAUUUUAACUCUCAAAAUAUCUAAGCUUCUAUAUAUUGAGCAACUUAGAUAGCCAUGACCAUGGCUAUUCAGAAGUGGCUGCUCUUUCUGUUUUUGCAUAUAAAUCUUCACGAUCUCAUCCUAGCACAGCUGCCUGAUUUAGUAUACGCUUCAUGUGGUGAUAAGGGUAACUAUACUGAAAAUAGUGUAUACCAGAAAAAUCUUAACUCGCUCCUCUCUACCCUUUCCUCAAAUAUGGAUAAACAUGGUUUCUAUCACGCUUCCAUUGGUCAAAACUCCGACAUGGUUAGUGCUAUUGUGCUAUGUAGAGGAGAUUUGGAGGUACAAGAAUGUCGCAAUUGUGUCAAUAAUGUUACUCAAAAGCUUGUACAGUCAUGUCCUUACAAACAAGAAGCUUUUGGUGGCUAUGAUGGAUGUAUGUUACAGUACUCUAAUCGAUCCAUUUCGGACGCUACGUCAUAUUCUGUUCUAUACUACAGGUGCAAUAGUGGGAAUGCCUCAAAACCUGAGGAAUUUAAUCAGGAACGAAAUAAGUUAUUCGAUUAUUUACUAACCCGUGCUGCAGAUGGUGGUCCCCUUCGAAAAUAUGCUAGUGGUAAUGCGACAGGUCCAGAUUUUCAGACUGUAUAUGCACUUGUACAGUGUACUCCUGAUUUAUCUCCUCAGCAUUGCUUCAAUUGUCUAGCUGGUGUUACUUAUAGAAAUAUGACUCUCUGCAAUGGAAAGAGGGGUGGCAGAAUAAUAGGCCCUAGCUGCAACUUCCGUUAUGAGAGUUACUCUUUCUUCAAGGAUGUGGCGUUGGAAGCUCCGCCACCUGCAGGUGAAUUACAUCUUGCCGAUUUGAUUUGA
This is a messenger RNA of Lycium ferocissimum, 849 nucleotides long. Its product is annotated as cysteine-rich repeat secretory protein 38-like. The coding region runs from base 55 to 849 and encodes 264 amino acids. The transcript has a single exon. NCBI's taxonomy places the organism in Eukaryota, Viridiplantae, Streptophyta, Magnoliopsida, Solanales, Solanaceae. The record is from RefSeq and is a predicted model, not a curated record.